UACAUUUCAUUCAUUGUACGAAUACAAGACGAUUUGUUUUGCGUUUUCACUUGAGAUUGAGCAGCGGUUAGUUGCUCGACGAAUUCUUAUAAGCAACUGCAAUUUAAAAUCAUGGCAGACUCGAACAUAGAACCUCCUACCAAUGACGUAGAGAGUAACUAUUCAACUCCUGCAAAUGAUCCCAAAAACAUGCAGGAAGUAACACAGUAUGUACAAUCACUGCUCCAAAAUAUGCAAGAUAAGUUCCAAAGCAUGUCAGACCAGAUUAUAAACAGAAUAGAUGAGAUGGGGACACGAGUCGACGAGCUUGAGAAGAAUAUCACGGACCUGAUGACUCAAGCCGGAGUUGAGAAUGAAAAAUAGGAGCUUCAUGCACAAUGUUAGGGUAACCUUAAGGUACUUGCUAGUUAGUUUGCAAUAUCAAACAUAUUUAGACUUAAAAUGCAGUUCAAAUUAUUAUAAACAAUUAAGGUCUGUAAUCAUAAAUAUCUUUGAUUCAAUGUUGUGAAAUUUGUGUCAUUUGAAGAUUUUUGGUGGUUUAUAAAAAUAUAAUUAAAAAUAGUUACUUCAGACUUGCCAAGUUUUGUAUAUUUUACAUGUUAUAUAAUAAAAACUGCAUGAUCACUAACCACAUCACCACAGAAGAUAACAUAAAAGAGUGUUACCCAUUAGGCUAAGUAAUUAUUGUUAGGCAAUAAAAACACCAAUUGCUAUUGAUAACCUCACUAAUAAAAGCAAUGUACCUAUACCUUGUAAUUUUAAGAAACUUGAUUUUGUAAUAUAGGAAUUAGCAUUUAUAUCACAUACUUAAUGUGCUAGUUUUGAUGUACCAUUUUGAAAAUAAGCACAUGUUUUUAGAUAUAACUCAUUUCUAAAUUAUUUAAUUUGUAGCCCUAUUUUAUAAAUUACACUUAGUCCAAAGUACA
Messenger RNA from Cydia splendana, 926 nucleotides. Its product is annotated as heat shock factor-binding protein 1. NCBI's taxonomy places the organism in Eukaryota, Metazoa, Arthropoda, Insecta, Lepidoptera, Tortricidae. The transcript is spliced from 2 exons. Gene Ontology annotation, biological process: cellular heat acclimation. Gene Ontology annotation, molecular function: transcription corepressor activity. The record is from RefSeq and is a predicted model, not a curated record. The coding region runs from base 112 to 363 and encodes 83 amino acids. Gene Ontology annotation, cellular component: nucleus; cytosol.